Molecule: messenger RNA, 919 nt
Organism: Prosopis cineraria
Lineage: Eukaryota; Viridiplantae; Streptophyta; Magnoliopsida; Fabales; Fabaceae
Product: ethylene-responsive transcription factor ERF013-like
Exons: 1
Coding region: 122-778 (218 amino acids)
Biological process (GO): regulation of DNA-templated transcription
Molecular function (GO): DNA binding; DNA-binding transcription factor activity
Source: RefSeq, a predicted model, not a curated record
CCUCGCCUUCAGCUGCGAUCUGAUACGUUGGGAAGGGCAAAAACAUUAGAGGAAGAGAGAGCCAAGAGAGACUCGUUGCAGUUUGCAUACACUCUCGUCAAAAUCACUGAUUUUGAACUAGAUGGUGAAGAGAGAACACAAGAUCCAGGAGAGGGCAUCGAAGGGGAAAGUAUGCGUACCAGAUGGGAAGAAGAAGUACAAGGGAGUGAGAAUGAGGAGCUGGGGAUCGUGGGUAUCAGAGAUUAGGGCACCUAACCAGAAAACAAGAAUAUGGCUGGGCUCUUACUCAACUCCUGAGGCAGCAGCCAGAGCCUAUGACGCUGCACUUUUGUGCCUGAAAGGCUCCUCUGCAAAUCUCAAUUUCCCUUCUUCUUCUUCGCCCUUCAAUAUCCCUCAAGAUACUCUUCUGUCCCCUAAAUCAAUCCAAAGAGUAGCUGCAGCAGCUGCUAAUAGUUCCGUUGAUAAUGUCACCACCCUGCCUCCUCCUCCUCCUGCUUCAGCCUCUUCCUCAUCAGUAUCAUCUUCAUCAAUGGUUUCCUCUCCCUCUAAUCUAGUUGAUGAUGACGCUUCAUUAAUCUCAUCCUUUAAGUCCUUCUCUAGGUAUGAUCACCCGAAUGAACCAGUGCCUGCGACGGAACCUUGGUACGGCCUUGAAGGGCUGCAAUCCCCUAAAUAUGUUGAUCAAAUGCUGAGUAGUGCUUCUUUUGAUUUUUAUUCACACCAGCUGCUCGAUGAUUUCUACGAAGAAAUCGACAUCAAUUUGUGGAGCUUCUGCUGAGAGAUUUUCAAGCCAACCCAAAUUCCUUCCCAAGUUCUUAUUACUGACUGUGACUAAAUUUAUGUCAUAUAAAUGUUAAAGAAACUCAUGUAGAGAUAAGACAGAAUUUGAACUCUAAUGUGAAUUUCUGCACACUUCAAA